AUGCAGCAUCAGAAUAUCGAGCUAGGCCAGUUGUCACCCACCAGUCCCACCAAUGGCCCCACAACAUUUCCAGACGAAGAAGAUGGCACUGUCUCAUCGGCUCUUGACAGAGAGACCGAGGGGGGAGGAGAGGAAGAAUUGCGAGCCAAUCAGGAACAACGCGUGAUAUUUUUCAACAGGACACAGCCUCCUGUGCCCAAAUUCGUCCACAACAGGAUAUCCACGGCCAAAUAUAGUAUUAUAAGAUUCAUCCCGUUGUUCUUAUUUGAACAGUUCCGCAGAUGGGCCAACGUCUUCUUUUUGAUGAUCGCGCUGUUGCAGCAAAUUCCAGACGUUUCACCCACAGGAAGAUACACCACGCUAGUGCCUCUCAUUUUUAUACUUUCCGUAUCUGCCCUCAAAGAAAUCAUUGAGGACAUCAAACGUCAUAGAGCUGAUGAUGAAACCAAUCAUAGAAAAGUUGAAGUAUUAAGAGGAGAGAAUUGGAUAAACGUUAGGUGGAUGGACGUUAUAGUAGGUGAUAUCGUCAAAGUAUGGAACAACAAUUUUUUUCCUGCCGAUUUAGUACUCUUAUCGUCAAGUGAACCACAAGGAAUGGGAUUUAUCGAAACUGCCAACCUAGAUGGAGAAACUAACCUAAAAAUCCGCCAAGCUAUUCCCAGUACGGCCAUUUUAACUAAAACGCAAGAUCUGAAACAGCUCUUGGGUACAAUAGAGUGCGAACCACCAAAUAAGCAUUUGUACGAAUUCAAUGGCGUCAUCAAAUUGAACAAUAAAUCACCGGAACCUUUGGGACCGGAUCAAUUGUUGUUGCGUGGUGCCAUCUUGAGGAACACCUCGUGGAUUUUCGGGCUGUGCAUCUAUACCGGCCACGAAACGAAACUCAUGCGCAAUUCGACUUUAGCGCCCCUUAAACGUUCCACCGUGGACAAAAUGACCAACGUUCAGAUACUGCUGCUUUUCGGCGUUCUGUCUGUGAUGUGCAUUAUCUGUUCCAUAUUCAACUUGUUGUGGAACAACAAGCAUUCGUCUACCGAUUGGUAUAUUGGACUGGAAGACAGUUCCCAUAAUUUUUUAUACAACCUUCUGACGUUUCUAAUUCUGUUCAACAAUUUGAUUCCUAUAUCCCUUCAAGUAACUCUGGAGGUUGUAAGAUUCGUACAGGCGAUUUUCAUAAAUAUGGAUGCCGAGAUGUACCACGCAGAAUCAGACACUCCGGCAAUGGCGAGAACAUCGAAUCUCAACGAAGAACUCGGUCAAGUGAAAUAUGUAUUUUCUGAUAAAACUGGAACGUUGACAAGAAACGUGAUGGAGUUCAAGAAAUGCGCUAUAGGCCAAAACAUAUACGCCAUAAGUGAUGAUAUCGAUGAUUCAAUACUGGUCCAGAAUUUGAAACAAGGCCACAAACAUGCUGACCUGAUUCGAGACCUGCUCGUCUUGCUCAGUGUCUGUCACACUGUUAUUCCGGAAAAAAUGGCGGAUGGCUCGAUCGUCUAUCAUGCUGCCUCGCCAGACGAGAGGGCGCUAGUAUACGGUGCCUCCAGAUAUGGUUACGUUUUCGAAAGUCGCACCCCCGACUCGGUGGAGAUCAGUGCGUUGGGGGUGAAGGAGCGCUACGAGAUACUCACAGUGCUCGAGUUCACAUCUGCUCGAAAAAGGAUGUCUGUCAUCGUGAGAGACCCUAAAGGUAAGAUCAGGUUGUUUUGUAAGGGUGCCGAUACGGUCAUAUACGAACGACUCGACAACAACUCGGGCAGAGAGCAUAGCGUGAUUCUGCUGCAACAUCUGGAACAUUUCGCUAGCGAUGGAUUGAGGACCUUGUGUUGUGCAGUCACUGAACUUAAAGAGCAGGACUUCGAGGAAUGGAAACAGCUGUAUCACAAAGCCAGCAUAUCUUUACAGCACAGAGAAGAAAAAAUCGAGGAAGCUGCGAACUUGAUCGAGAGGAAAUUGAAACUUAUCGGGGCCACUGCCAUCGAGGACAAGCUGCAAGAUGGCGUACCUGACGCCAUAGCCGCUUUACUACAAGCCGACAUCAAUGUGUGGGUGCUAACAGGCGAUAAACAGGAGACAGCCAUCAAUAUCGGUUAUUCGUGCAAACUGUUGACAACCGGUAUGCAGCUGAUCAUACUCAACGAAGAUGGUUUGGAUAAAACUAGGGAAUCGAUAUUGAGGCACUGCGAAGAUCUCGGCACCAAUUUGGAGAAACAAAACGAAAUUGCUCUGAUAAUAGACGGCAAGACCCUCAAAUAUGCUCUUACUUUCGAACUGCGGCAAGAUUUCCUAAAAUUGUGUAUUUCCUGCAAGGUGGUCAUCUGUUGUCGCGUGUCGCCCAUGCAAAAAGCAGAAGUUGUCGAAUACGUGACGAAAUAUACGAAAGCCGUCACUUUAGCGAUAGGAGACGGGGCCAAUGACGUGGCCAUGAUCCAAAAAGCUCACGUUGGCGUCGGAAUAUCAGGCGCUGAAGGUUUGCAAGCUGCUUGUGCAUCCGAUUACAGCAUAGCACAGUUCAGAUUUUUGUUACGACUGUUGUUCGUCCACGGUGCUUGGAACUAUUCGAGAAUGUGCAAGCUCAUCCUAUACAGUUUCUACAAGAACAUCUGCUUGUACGUCAUCGAAUUGUGGUUCGCCAUCUAUUCGGGCUGGUCUGGACAGAUUCUUUUUGAGAGGUGGUCGAUAGGUCUAUACAACGUGUUGUUCACCGCUUUGCCCCCUUUGGCGAUGGGCCUGUUCGACAAGCCCUGUGCGGCCGACAAGAUGAUGUCGUAUCCGCAGCUGUACAAGCCCUCGCAAAGCGGCGAGCUGUUUAACAUCCGCGUCUUCUGGAUCUGGAUCCUCAAUGGCAUGCUGCACUCGGCGUUCCUGUUCUGGCUGCCCAUGCUCGCCGCUGAGCAUGAUAUUCUGUGGAUGGGCGGCGGCGAUGGGGGGUAUUUGGUCGUCGGGAAUUGCGUCUAUACGUAUGUCGUUGUUACUGUCUGCCUGAAAGCCGGUCUGGUGACGAAUUCGUGGACAUGUCUAACGCACUGUGCCAUAUGGGGCUCCAUCCUUUUGUGGUUCUUAUUCAUCAUAAUUUAUAGUUUAUUCUGGCCAACAAUACCGUUCGGCAGCAUAAUGUCGGGCAUGUACAUAAUGUUAUUCUCCACAGCCGUAUUUUGGCUAGGCCUCAUCGUGGUUCCAAUUAUAACCGCAUUACCUGACUUGACAGUCAAAGUGAUACACAGCACCAUAUUCAAGUCAUUAACAGAUGUGAUACGUGAAAGUGAGAUAAAAAAGAGUGAUCCUGAGAUAUACAGGGGAGAGCCGAAAAAUUCAAUUCUCACGAACUUUCGAUGGACGAGAUUGAACUGCGUCACACCAUCCCAUCACAUACAGAGGAAUCAGAAUUGUACAGUCAGUCGGUGGAAGAUAACGACACUAUCCGAGACUGCUCGCUUGCUGAGAAACGUCUUCACUCGAAGGACCGUGCAGAGCAGGAUCGAACAGGACGUAGAGCUGUCACAUGGAUUCGCUUUUUCACAAGAAGAAGGAGGCGUAGUGUCACAGUCAGACGUUAUAAGAGCCUACAACACCAACAUUCCCAAGCCUGACGGUAGAUAAAAAAAAGGAGAAGUAUAUAAUGUUAUGUGAUUGUAUUAGAAUUGUACGAUCUACUUUGGCUGCUAUGAUCCGAAUUCAACUGUCGGCAGUGUCAGUAGUGCCACUGACACUGGUGUUCCGAAAUAGGUCAGUAUUCAAAGGCUAUAUUCCCAAUUGAACUGACAGUAUUGAAUCUGCUGAUUUUUCAUUCCGAAAUCAAAAAAUUCACUGAAAGUGACAGAUGCUUGUGAGCAGACAUACUAUUCAUUUAACAUUUUUGGGCUCAACAUUCUGCUGAAAUUGCUGACUAUCAAAUGGUAGUGUGGCUUCAGUGAACUGUCAUUGUCAUUAUUUUAGAGGGGGAAUUGAUGUCACAUUUAUUCCCGUUGUUUUUUGAACAUCGAAUCUUGUCUUUUAAGAAUAAUGAAUUAAUAAUAUCAAUAUCAGAAAAUACCUGUUAUCAAAAUAUAAGACGCUGAGGAUAAUAUGAUGAUCAAGUAUGAAGUAGUAGAGGUAGCAAAAGAAGAAACAGCAUUGCCUGGAUAAAUAACGAAAUAAACCUGAAAUGGCUCCCAAAUUAAUCAUCUGAAUUAUGCUAUAUUACGUUUUCCAUUGAUCUUUCAUUUCUGAAUCUGGUGCAUCAUGCAAAAUUAAUGGCAACAAAAUGUCCAAAUAUUCUUCAACACUAUCGAGCUUGAAUCGUCAUCGUCAAUAAUCGUAGAAACUAUGGAGACUACAAGAAUCGAUCGCUCUACCAUGUUGAAUAUCAAAUUUCCCAAAUUCAGCUCAAGCAGGAUCAUUUGCCAGAUCAAUAGCGGCCAAAUAUCUAGUUCAGAUAAACGAGGAAGUACAGAAGUGACAACCGGACAACUGACAAAUUUUACCAUCUGAUCAACUGCUGCUGAUCCCCAUGAAAACGUGUUCCAAAUUACAGCACUGUAUUUUUGAUUUUAUAUUACGGAAAACAGAUUUUCAGCAGAGUCAGUCAAUCUACUGACAGAACUGAUCAGUUUAAUUCGGAAUAUAGUCUUAUGAAUACGUGUGCUAAAAUCCGGAACAAAUUUCACAGAAGUGAGCUGUCACUAUUCAGUUAUUCACAAUUUUUUUUUUUUUCAAUUAAAUUUGGAAUAAAACCAAUAAAAAUGAGAUAAUUCGUACGUGGACCAGCAACUAAUCGUUUUAGAAGGGUUUCCAUGAUGGAAAAUCGAUGACAAAUCGAGCAGAAUGUAUAUUUUUUUAAUCGUUCAGAGCGCACGAAUGAGAAUCUCUAUAAUGAUCGAAGAAUAAUUUUCCUGGAGAAACAUGAAUUAAUCACGAUGAUGUAGCUAACUAUAACAUUUGUAUGAUUUCAUGUCAUGAAAAUUUGUUCACUUCAUUAUUGACAGAUUCCUUCUCCUGUGGUCUGCUCUCGAGAACCUCCACUUUCAGUAUACUAUUAGUAAAUCCACUGACUGUGGAUUGUGAUCCGAAAUAUAAAAUCAAAAAUAUUGUGCUGUAAUUCGGAACACGUUUUCAUGGUUUCCAUCAGUCAUCAGCAAGAGUUGAUUUGAUCAGCUGGUAAAAUUUGAAUAUUAUUCUCACCGUCAAUUAUUUUAACAGGCAUUUAAUGAUAUUAAAUAUGAUAUACUUGAUUUAUUAUUGAUAACACAAGACUAAAGGUGGAUUGAUACAAGGAAAAUCAAGAACUUAAAUGAAUUUUGAACUCAAACCAAUUAUAUGAAACUAUGAAAUGUAAUGUAGGUGCUCAUGCAAGAAACUGAAAAAUUGAAACUAAAAUUAAAACUAAACUGAUUUCUUUCAUAAUUUACGGUAGCUCAUGUGUCAAAUAAUAACUAGCCACGCUGGAAAAAGAUUAAACAGCUGAUGAAAGGUUAUUGCCUGAGCACCCAUAACUUUUUAGUUUAAAAUUCAUUUAAAUCUUAAAUUUAUUAUAAUUUAGUUGAUCUUGCUUGAAUCCACCUCAAAUGUUUGAAAAACAACGGAAAUGAAUGUUACAUUCCUCCCCCCUCUGAAAUAAUGACAGUUUACUGAAGCCACACUACCUUUUGAUAGUCAGCGAUUUCAGCAGAAUGGUGAGUCGAAAUAUUUAGAAUGUAUAGUAUGUCUGCUCAAAAGUAUCUGUCACUUUCAGUGAAUUUUUUUUAUUUCGGAGUCAAAAAUUAGCAGAUUCAGUACUGUCAGUUCAAAGCGAAGUAUAGCCUUAGUGAAAUUUUUUUCAUUUCGAAACAAAUAAUCAGUAGAUUCAGUACUGACAGUUGAAUUCGGAACAUAGCUUUUAUCGGCAUUGAAAAAUUUUGUUGUCAACUGAAUAUUACAAGAUUUUGUUUAAACGAACAAUCGAAUCUACCUAUACCUGAUAUACUUAUCGUUCCCCACGACUAGUCAAAAAUUAUUCUGUAUAUCAUACCCUACUACUUUUUUUCGACACAAUUCGUUCUACAGAUUAUUUUUUUAACAAUCAUCAUUCACUUUAAUCGAACAUUUUGAUCAAUCUUCUCGGUUCGAUAGUUAUUUUGUUUAUAAAUACUAAUAUUACUAAUUUAGGAAGAUGUAAAAUAUUGCUAUUGUCUAUUUUGUUGAUAAUUCAAUUUUGUUAAAUCUUUAUAUUUUCAGAAACAUUUUGUUAAUUUUUUGUGAUUUAUACCGAAUGCAGUUCAGCAAAUAUCUAUAUAUUGUUUCUAAAACCAAAUAAAACCAUUAAAAACUAACUGUUUGAGGUUUUGAUAAAAUUUGUAUCUUAUAUUUUCGUUGGUUAUUCAUUGAUGAUAUCACGUCAACAAUACGAUAUACCUACAUAAUAUUCACUGUGGCAAAUAAAUAUUCAUUAUAUCUAAGUAAACUCACUCGUACUUGAAUCAAUGUGCCUUUUUUCGAUGAUGUAGAAAUGGUAGAAAUAUUUAUCUUCACAUUCUUUAAAGCCAAAUAACAAACCUCCUGUUGCAAUCACUUUCGAGUUUUUUUUUCAAUGAAUAAAGUAGGUAGGUAUAUAGCUAUACAUAGAUUGAGACUCGUUUAUGAGCUCUUACUAAAUUAUGAUUAUUUGUCAAAAGAUGAUACUGCAUCAAUGUAUAUGAAAUAGGUUAUUGCACCAGGAUCAGUUUCCUAUUAUUCAAAUCUACCUAUAUUCAUCAUAAUGGUACCUAGUCAAUGUAGCUUCCAUAUUUAGUAAUCAUUAUGAAACUUCCCUAUACAAUAUACAGGGUGUAUCUGAAUAACACCGAAACAAUUCAAGGGGUGAUUCCUUGCGAUAUGUCAAUAAAUAAAGUUCAUAUAAACAUGUAUUCUAACUUGCUUCGUUUUCAACAUACAGGGUAUUAAAAUUUCCAUGAAAAAUCUUUUUUCUAUUCAUUUCUCAAUUGUCUCUUCAUCAAUUCCAAUAAAACGUUGUGAUUUUGUUGAUAGUAAUAUGGAGCUUCUUCUAGUGCAAUUAUAGAUUAGAUUACCCAAUAACCCCAACUAGAAUCAUUUUGAAAUUUUUGGGCUUUUUCAGUCUCCAUCCAUACUGAAUUUUGGCACCAUAAAAGCUUAUACAGGGCGGUCAUAAAUAAAAACAAUUAAUACUUCCAACCACAACAUCCUGUAUCUCAAAAACGGAGCAAGUUAGGAAACAUGUUCAUAUGAACUUUAUUUGCUCGAAUAUCACAAGGAAACACCUCUUGAAUUUUUUCGGGGUUAUUCAGAUACACCCUGUAUUCGUUUUAAGAGAAUUUGAUCACUAAAUAUUUUUCUAUUCAAAAUAAUAGUUUGAUUGAAAUAUAUUUCGACUUGAAGUCGAUAUUUGAUUUGCUAUAAAAACCAUCUUCAUAUUAUCUUUUCGAAAAAUGUGAUCAAACUAUAGUACUUAUUACUUGAAUAUCGAUGGUGCUUUUUAUGUGCAUGGAUUGAGGAUUAUACUUAUACUAAACAUAAAUAUUUUGUCCUGAAAUUGAAAGAGUUUGAUGCACUAUAAAAUCAAUCAAUGACAUUAUGUUGUAUA
Phaedon cochleariae (mustard beetle) is the source of this 7552-nucleotide messenger RNA. NCBI's taxonomy places the organism in Eukaryota, Metazoa, Arthropoda, Insecta, Coleoptera, Chrysomelidae. The record is from the annotation of a GenBank genome assembly.